This is a messenger RNA of Notechis scutatus (mainland tiger snake), 3987 nucleotides long. Lineage: Eukaryota; Metazoa; Chordata; Lepidosauria; Squamata; Elapidae. The record is from RefSeq and is a predicted model, not a curated record.
AUGAUUCUGCAUUCAGCCAGCAUCCACGACAACAUGGUCUUCAGCCGAGUCUUUCAGAUCUUGUACCGGAAUGAAGAGAUUCUCCUCAACGAUUCCAUGAACUUCUCUGUGCAUCUCCUCCUGGAUGGUGAGAGGGUGGAAGAAGCAUUAAGUGAAGCUGAUUUUCAGCUUAAGCUGGACCUGCUUUUUACAGACAGUGAACAACAGCUGAGAGACGUCCUGACCAUCCCGGUAAUAAGCAGCCGCACAUUGGGACUCCACUUCCACCCCAGGCAAGGCCUACAUCACCACGUCCCUGUCAUGUUUGACUACUUCCACCUGUCGGCAGUCACGGUUACUCUGCAUGCCUCUCUGGUGGCUUUAAACCAGCCCCUCCUCAGUUUUGCUCGGCCAGGAAGAUCUUCCUGGCUUGUUAAAGGCAACUUGGAUACGGGACCAGAUUUAACUGGGAUGUCGCUAGAAAACCUGGUUUUCGGAGCAGGCUACUGCAGACCAACAACUUCAGAGGGCAGCUGCUAUGUGCCAUCCGAAAACUGCAGGCAACAUGCCCACAAGUGGCAUAAAGACCUCUGCCUCCUGCUCCUUGGUGCCCACCGAGGACUUCACAGCUACUACGCUGCCGUCACAAAGGAGGUUCCCAAUUUGCCACAGCUGAAGUUAGAAGAUCUUGUGGUGGAACAGACACUAUCGCAACUUUCUGAAGACCUGCAGAUGCUGAAUAAUUCAGAAGAGAUAGCAGAGCAGAUCAGCAAAGACCUUGGAUGGCUCUGCUCCCACCUUCUAGCCAUGUGGACCCAAUUUUUGGCAAUUGUAACCCUACAUCCUGACAUCACAACAUUCCUUGUACAAGAGCAUCACACUCUAAGGGUGAAGAGAUUUUCGGAGGCCUUCUUUUAUGCGGAGCAUCAAAAAUGUGCUGCAACAACUUUCCAGGAGAGCCUCAUCCAGCAUCACAACCGGAUUUCAACCGAAGUUCGAUAUUCUGAGUAUUUGACCCGCAUGCCACCUCUUCCUGUAGAAUGCCUGGACAUUGAUGGAGACUGGAGCACGCUACCAAUUAUCUUUGAGGACCGAUAUGUUGAUUUCCCUUAUCAAGUUCAGUUAGACAUUUUGUCAAACUACAUGAUUUCUGCAGUGGACAAUUCACAAGUGGACCUUGACAGAAAUGAAGAACGUUCCUCACACGAUAUUGCUUUAGCAAAGGAGGACAGCAUUCCUUUUGUUAUUCAUACUGAUAGGAUAAAUAGAAAUUUGAUGUUUCCUUUUGGCUAUUCAAAAGGUGACUCCUGUACAGGCAAGAAUUUCAAGGUUCAAUCCAUGACUCAGGUAUAUACAAUGGACAGCAAUAUCCAGCCCUACAUCACUCAGAAAGACCUGGAAAGCAAUGUUAUAUCUAGCUUGCCAUCAGAUCUCCUGAAAGAUCCUUCAAAAAACUUUAAGGGACCGAUGAGCUUUACAGAAAACCACAAUAGGCUCGCCACAGAGGUGCCAUAUUUGGAUAUGGACCCAGUGUUUAAGACCGCUCACCAGAAUCAAUCAAUGCUUGUUAUGAAUGUUCAGUGUGACGCUGGCAAUUGUGAACCUCCUAAACACGUGGAUGGGAUUCAUUUGAGCCAAGCAUCUCAAAGGGAUUGUUGUCAAUCUACUCUUGCUUCUGACAAACCAAUGUUCACUGAGACACUGGUAGAUCAAUGUAGUAAAACUCAGAGGGCAUUUGGCCUAAAUCAUAAUUUCGACUCCAUUCCAACAAACCCAAAAACAGUUGUUGAAGAGUCAAAGUCACCUCUGAAGCAGCAUAACAUGAAAAAGCAUGAAGAGGUCUCAACCUCGGGGGUUAUGAAGAGAUCUUCAUCCAUAAUUUCAGACUCGGGAAUCGAAAGCGAACCCAGUUCGGUGGCCUGGUCUGAUGCAAAGAGCAAAGCUUUGGAGUUGCCUGGGGACCGAGAGAUCCUUCACCAGCUUAUCAAAGGGCAUGCAGCCCACCGGAAUUCCCUAGAAGGCGGACACACAGAAAGCAAUACCAGCCUGCCCAAUGGCAUACAAGCCUCCCUUACGUCUAUCAGCUCCUUGCCUUAUGAGGAAGAAGAAAGAGAAGCGGAGCCCAACAAGUUGACCAAAUCAAUCUCUGCUCCUCAGAUCAGCAGUCCUGAGGAACCUGUGGAAGUCAUGGAUACAUCCGAACCUGACCAAAACAUCUCAGGUGGGCAGUAUGUGGAAAUAGGAAAUGCCAGAAUGGUCUCAGUGGGAAAUAUUUCUGCCUGCCGAGAUGGAAGACCUCAGCUGCCCAGUGCUUUGAUGGAACACCCCAAAUCUGAUUCUAAUACUGCUCACUUACAAAGAAGUGUUAAUAGCUUCCCUGAGAAUGACUGUAAUUUGGAGGCCACAGGGGGACCACUACCUCAAGUGGAAUACCAGUUGCCAGAGGAAAGAGAAGAUCACUGUUUAGAAACAGCCAAUAAUUAUUUGGAUAUGAAUGCUUCUAAUCUGGAUGUCUACCAUGAAGAUGCAAACUUGAGUCAUGACCACAAUUUGCAUGCCACAGAUGUUUAUGCCUUCUCCCACUGUGAAAACGAGAUGGUGGAAUUUUGCUACACCAAUCCAGACUCAACAGACUUGGCAUAUGAAUUGAACUUCACCAAGGGGAACUCUCCUCCCUCUUUGGUCAGCAGCAACACUAUAACCUGUGGUAGAGAAGUCACACAUUUACAGAAAGUUGAGCUGGACAACCGAUCCGAGUGUGGCUCAUGCAACAUUGAGCUGGAAAAAAGAGAUCUCAAGAUCGUAGCAAAUAGCACGGGGUUUCAUUCUGCGGUGCCAGAGACCUUGGCACUUGAGAGUAAGAAGGCCAUGGAGAUAGUUAAUUUAUCUGUUUCUUGCACGGCUACCUGUCUGCCCUUUUCUUCGGUUCUCAAAGAGACACCUCCACUGACUGUCUUGUCCUCCAAGCAGGUCACUUCUCCUAUCACUCACCAACCAGUAGGGUCCUUUGGGGUCAUCUCUUGUGAAGCUAGUAAAGUGGGAGAAGAAGACAAUGAACAAAUGCUCAAUUUCUAUCAGGCCAAAGAAACGUUUAAAAAGGAACUGAAGAUUGAAGGAUUUCUGUACAGUGACUUAUCCAUACUAGCUUCUGAUAUCCCAUAUUUUCCACCAGAGGAAGAGGAAGAAAAUUUGGAAGAUGGGAUCCACCUAGUGAUCUGUGUCCAUGGCCUAGAUGGUAACAGUGCAGAUCUUCGGCUGGUAAAAACUUUCAUUGAAUUGGGUCUCCCUGGAGGGAAACUGGACUUCCUAAUGUCAGAACGGAACCAGACAGAUACAUUUGCAGACUUUGAUACCAUGACAGAUCGGUUGCUGGAUGAAAUCAUUCAACAUAUUCAGCUAUACAAUUUAUCAAUAUCACGUAUCAGCUUCAUUGGUCACUCGCUCGGUAACGUGAUCAUCCGAUCGGUACUGACCCGGCCCAGGUUUCGUUAUUACCUCAAUAAGCUACACACCUUCUUGUCCCUCUCCGGACCUCACCUGGGAACGCUGUACAACAACAGUACUUUAGUUAGUACAGGUUUGUGGCUGAUGCAAAAGCUGAAGAAAUCUGGCUCUCUUUUGCAGCUGACUUUCAGGGACAAUGCCGAUCUGCGGAAGUGUUUCCUGUACCAACUCAGCCAAAAAACAGGUCUUCAGUAUUUCAAAAAUGUGGUCCUUGUUGCUUCUCCCCAGGAUCGCUAUGUGCCAUUUCAUUCUGCAAGAAUAGAAAUGUGUAAAUCUGCCUUGAAAGACAGACAUACAGGUCCUGUUUAUGCUGAGAUGAUCAACAACCUUCUCCAGCCCGUCGUGGGAGCUAAGGACUGCACUUUAAUCCGUCACGAUGUAUUCCACGCCUUGCCAAACACAGCUAAUACGCUGAUUGGGCGAGCUGCACACAUAGCCGUCCUGGAUUCCGAACUGUUUCUGGAAAAAUUCUUUCUCGUGGCAGGACUCAACUAUUUUAAAUAG